Ixodes scapularis (black-legged tick) is the source of this 2605-nucleotide messenger RNA. Its product is annotated as zinc finger and SCAN domain-containing protein 2. Gene Ontology annotation, cellular component: chromosome. NCBI's taxonomy places the organism in Eukaryota, Metazoa, Arthropoda, Arachnida, Ixodida, Ixodidae. The record is from RefSeq and is a predicted model, not a curated record. Gene Ontology annotation, biological process: regulation of transcription by RNA polymerase II. Gene Ontology annotation, molecular function: chromatin insulator sequence binding. The transcript is spliced from 4 exons. Bases 1036 to 2400 code for a protein of 454 amino acids.
CCAUUUUGAACGGCAACCAUCGUCCGUUGUCCGACGUCGUGCGUAGUUCUACCGAUCGUAACUGCUAAUUUGACCCUUCUUACUUAACUGUGAUGUGUUAAUUUCGCGUAAAUGGACGUUUCUAACGCAAGCCGAGCGUCGUUCGUAUCACUUCUGUCGGAUUGGGCCGUACUUUGAGCUGAAGAUGGUCGGGUCUUUGUAGUCGAUUGCCCGACCCGUGAAAAAAAAAAAGUAAAACAAAAAAAACUGGCGUCUCUCGUUUGAUUGGAAUUUUUUCUUUGUUUGAGCACUGCGGCGCGGAGAUGCUCAUGGGGGACCAGCGGUGAUUAACGUCUUUGUUCACAUUCCAACGCCCUCCUUUUCGCUUUCGCUAUGUUGCCUUUUUUUCUAGUCUGAGGUCACCGAACCAGCAACAAUUUAGACCAAUUUUAUACCUUUUUGUUCUUUCAUCUGUCUACGGUGGGCCGGUAUUCGAUGUCUACAGCUUAAUGCUAGCGAGAUUUGAGAAAUAUUGCUUUAUAACCUGGGUUAGGGGCAUCAUUCACGUAACCAACGUCUCCGGCGUGCUGCUUUUGACGCGAGCGACCAACGCCGUACCGUGUGAUGCGCGUCAGUGGAGAAAUUGAAAAAUGAAAAAUAGACAAAAAGCAAAAAAGAUCGUGACAGAAAAACGCCGGCGCGUACUGCGUGGAAAGUCGCUUCUACUGAUGUGCGCCGACGGAGCAUCGAGAAAAACUGCGGAGAGCGUGCGACACCACGCCGACCACGCAUCAUGAUUUUGAUAGCCUGGGUGUCGAAAAGAUUGAAAGGGACCCUCCGUGGAGCAAGCUUCGACGUUUUCGAUCGGACUGCUGGGUCGACGUUGCAGGCGGAGACUGCGGGGUGUUCGAGCUUGACAGCCUGGGAAGAGAAACCGUCCUUAAGGCCCAACAGCACCUCGUUGCGACGCUAGGAGGAGAAGCCGGGGCCGCCCCCCUGGGAGUCCCCAUGGAGUGAAGCGGUUGCUCGCGGGGGAGUCGAGAGUCCAGCCACGGGAUGAUGGAAGCGGCGACCCACUUCGUGGAGGUGGUGCCCGAGGACAUGCAGAGCCUCGGCACGGAGGAGGAGAUGCUUCCGCCGGUGUCCGCCUCCGUGGUGUCCUCCUCCUCCAUCAUCAACAUGAACACCCUCAUCUACUCGCAGGGCCCUGACGGGAUCAUCAUGGAAGGCGACGAGAUUGGUCCCGACAUUGUGGGCGAAAUUGUGACUGACGACAGCCCGGACAUGCACAAACUCCCGACCAACCAGGUUAUCCACAUGGACCUGGCCAGAGAGAAGCACCAGGAAACCAUGAGUGGCCUGGAAGGCCUGGACUCGCCGGGGCAGAGCCUACUGACCAUCAAGUCCCACCACCACCACCAUCACCACCAUCACCAGCAGCACUCGCCCGUGAGCCAGAUGAUCCUCCAGGAGGGGGAGGCCAACGGCGAGAUAAUCCUGGUGCCCAACUCUAUGAUCAAGCAAGAGGACAUCAUCGAGGGAGGGGAGGUGGUGGUGGGGCCCUCCACCGACAUGACCGUGGAAGAGACCGCGCACUUCUUCGACCAGGGGCCCGCGGGGCUGGUCUGCGAAGAAGACGACGACGAAGCCUGCCUGGGAGCCGACGGAUCGGCCCCUAUGGCGCUGGCACCGGAAGAGCUCGGCUACGAGUGCCAGGACUGCGGGGCCGUGCUGCGGAGUCGGGCCGCCUUCAAGAAACACGCGCGCAUGCACCACGGGGCCUCUCGCAGCAAGGGCACGAGUUCGGCGGGGGCCGCCCGGAGCGCAGGAUACUGCUCCGAGGACGGCUCGUUGUGCCCGCUCUACUCGUGCCCGUCGUGCCCGUACAUGUCCCAGCGGCGGGACAAGCUGGACAAGCACAUUAUGAAGCACGUGCUGCAGGAGGGCUUUCACCCGUGCGGCAAGAAGCGACACAAGCCGGAGGCGCCCCCCCAACGCCACCGUCACAACGCGGAGGAGUACCGCUGCCCGUUCUGCCCGUACACGUGCACCGUGUACAAGGCGUACAAGAAGCACCAGAAGGCCCACGUGCUGGGCGCGGCCAAGCUGGCCCCGGUCAAGCUCAGCUGCAAGAUCUGCGGCAAGGACCGCUGGACCGAGGCGGACAUGCAGAAGCACAUGAAGAAGCACCGCAGCGGGGAGAACUUUGUGUGCGACGUGUGCGGCUUUGCGAGCAUCCAGCUCAAGAAGAUCAUCCAGCACCGCCGCAUGCACACGGGCGAGAAGCCCCACCUGUGCCCGCACUGCAGCUACCGCUCGGCGCGCAGGGACAACCUGCGCUCGCACGUGCGCCGCAUGCACAAGAAGGAGAACAUGUACAUCGACACGUUUAAUCCCAACGAGGAGAUUGUGUUUGAGUGAGGGGAGUCACUGCUGGGCGGCGCCACGCGGGGGCAGUUCGAGGAGGCCCGCGGUGCGGAGAGCCUCGACGCCUCCGUGCAGGAGGCAGACCCGCGACUGGUUGAGCCGCACCAGCUGGUUGGCAGUCUGCACGACCAGAAAGGGAUUUUGUGGUUGGUGAGACGUCGGUUCUGUGUAGCUAACAUUAAAGGCUGGCCCCACAAAA